Messenger RNA from Suillus fuscotomentosus, 2022 nucleotides. RefSeq lists its product as uncharacterized. The transcript is spliced from 2 exons. The record is from RefSeq and is a predicted model, not a curated record. Bases 202 to 1947 code for a protein of 581 amino acids. Lineage: Eukaryota; Fungi; Basidiomycota; Agaricomycetes; Boletales; Suillaceae.
GAAAACGCGUCGAAAGCGUGCGCGUUCUUCCGGGUCUUCCUCCGUCAGCAGUUAUGAUCUUCCUAAGACACCUGUGGACGCAUACAGCCAUGAGGAUAGACUUAGAAGUGACUUCUCUGUGUCUAAAAUGAAUAACAGGGUGUCGAACCCAGCAAAGUCUUCCUCGGUAUAUCGAAAGGUACGAUAUAUGCGCGCGCUUCUAUGGUCAUGAGAACCCAAACUUGGCUAUUGCGGCGUCAGGGUUCUAAAGUACGGCUACCGAAAAAGGCCCUACCUAUGUGGCUCGCGAGUACGUUCAGUGCCUUAGAACCCGAGCAUCCACUUCGAGAAUUGCUUCCUCUGGCUCACGAAGACACGGCCGAACUCAGAACUCAGAACUCACCCCGACCAUGUUCUCAAGAAGCCAGGGAAGGUCGUAUGUUUGCAUUCUCCCCGUUCGAUGUCGUUCUGCAAGAAAAUAAUGAUGUAGCUCAUGAAGCUUCACGUCCGCCGUCUGCUGACCUUGCCUUCUGUGACGUUGGAUUACUGCCUUGUGACCCGUCAACCGUCAACGUGGAAUUACAAACAUUUCAUCUCGGGGAAGAUACUCCAGGUUUUCGCCCAUUUUCAACUCCCGGCUCGCUCGCCGCUCUAAAACACACUGUUAAUUCAAAUGCUUCAUCUAACUUGGCCCGCCUAUCAGGAUCGCAGAAGACCUCAGUGCAUGUGAAACCACCCCUUUUGUCUCACAACGCAAGUGUCAACCAUGCCAAUUUCACAUCAUUCCCUGUUUUUCGUUCAACUAUUGCAGAGCCGGAGACUCACUUGUCCUCCUUCUGCCGCGGACCGUCUGUUGCUUCUAACGAUUUUGGACCUCACUCACCGACGGAAGAGAACGAACUGACGAUGAAUAUAUUUUCCACCCCUGGACCGGCAUUUACCGUCUCUCGACCAGUGUACUUCGAUUCUCCCACUGAAGAUCCAUCAUUGUCGGACCCUCUGGAACCGGAGUCCUACGAGCUUGACUUGGACGCACUUGAUUUCCGCUGGCAGCCAUUCUUGAGGAAGACUUUGCGUGGUCCCAGCGUGGCCGGCAGGCAAACUUAUGACAUGCAUGCUUCAACUACGAUUCCUCCUGCCUUUGAUCAUUCCGACAUCCCUUUGUUGCGUUCGCCUCAUUCCUUCUAUGGCGUCGUUGACGAUCAAGUAGCAACGGUGGAGGCACGUGGCGCAAGUGUAGAAUCCGACCUUUAUAAUGGACCCGUUCGCGGCUCACCUGUAUCUGGACACACCAUCCGACAAUUAUCAUCUCCUCAGUUGAAUGGCCAAAGCGGCGCAGCGGUCUUCGCUCGCCCUUCUAGAAUUUUCAUUACGAAUCCUCCCGUUUCUGCAGGCCCUGACAUCCUUUUAUCACAUUCGCCUCAUGUUUUCCGUAGUGUCGCCGAAGACCAAGCAACAAUAACAGAAGCAUCUAACGCAUCCGUAAAAUACGACCUUCGUGAUGGACCCAUUCGUGAUUCACCUAUAUCCGGAUAUGUCAUCCAAGAAUCUCCAUUACCUCAGUUGAAUGGCCAAUAUGGCGCAGUAGUCUUUGCUCCCAUUGCGGGAAUUUUUGUCUCACCGCUAAAGGGAGCAACAUCAUCUCCUGCGGUCCCUGGUAUUGCUGAUGUACAAGAACUUACCGCGGAAAACACAAGAUGCACCACAGAGAGCCGCGAGCAACCUUCCACGCCCACACGCUCAACUCAGGCGUCACAACCAGCAACACCGAAGAAAGAUCGACCAAGCCAAGCACACAGUACGCCGAUCUCGCCUCGGCAAGAACAACGAUCGACUGUCUCGUGGAUGUUGUCGCGUCGGUCGCUUGCGGGGAGGAGCAGCGUUUGCCCUGAUGAAAUCGAGGGAUUGCUUUCGCAGCGUUCAGAUACUAGUCAUGAUACAAUUGAAUCAUGGGCGGAUGGUCAUUAGCGAAUUUGAGCAUUCCACACCUACAUUUUCGUUAGUAAACUCAAACUCUACAACGUUCCUUAAUCCAAGUUAGAA